Messenger RNA from Stegastes partitus (bicolor damselfish), 2620 nucleotides. RefSeq names its product signal-transducing adaptor protein 2-like. NCBI's taxonomy places the organism in Eukaryota, Metazoa, Chordata, Actinopteri, Pomacentridae. The record is from RefSeq and is a predicted model, not a curated record. Gene Ontology annotation, molecular function: signaling adaptor activity.
AUGACCCACAGACACAGCAGGCUUCAUCAGCCAGCUGUUGGAUUACUGCCACAGCACUAUCUCAUCGGGGAAGGCGUGUCAGUCCCCGAAUUACUCAGCGCCCCUUUGUCCUCGAUCGGUGCCCAGCCAGCGACACUCAUGGCGGCUGCACCCGUCAGGCAGCGCUCCGGACCGGGGGGACACCGGGCGCAGCUCCCGCCCUGCUACUACGAAGGAUACCUGGACAAGCGAGGACCGAAAGAGAAGGCAUCCAAGCGGCUGUGGACCUGUCUGUGUGGGAACUCCUUAUAUUUCUUCAAUAAUGCAAAGGACACUCAUUACGUGGAGAAGCUGGACCUCAGCGGGUUUGUGUCCCUUAAGGAUGACUGCAGCCGAGACAGAAACCUGGAGGCGGCCAGACUCAUCCUCCGCAUGAAGGAUGGGGAGACCAAGCUCACAGCACCCAACUUAGAAUCACGGGAGCUGUGGAAAGGAUUCCUCUACUCUGUUGUCGAUCUGAAUGUACCGUCCUGUCUCACGCUGCUGCCGGGGCAGCUACAGAUGCUGAAGGAGGUGGUGGACAAAGAAAGAUCAAGACGGAGAUCCCGCAAUCCUGCUCGAGCUCCUCCUUCCCCCCUCUCUGUUCCUUUAGUAGGAGAGAUCCCACCGUGUUUUCGUCCAGUGUCCCGAACAGAGGCCGAAGUCCUCUUAGAGAGACACCCAGACUGUGGCAACAUGUUGCUCCGUCCGGGCCGAGACGGAUGCUCGCUGGCUGUCACUACUAGACAGGACCUCAACGGGUCAGUGUUCAGACAUUACAGAGUGACUCAGAGGGACCAAGGUGGUUACGUCAUCGAUGUGGAAAAUCCUAUUCCCUGUGCGACGCUGCAUGAGGUCAUUGAUGCUCUGGUAGAGAAGACAGCAGGCACUUUACAGCCUUUCCUACUGGAGGAGCCUUACGAGGAGAAUAUCACAUAUGUGUCUGCCAAUGAUGAAAAUGGAGAGAGGAUCCUCCACACUGCCCCCUCCAGCCCCCUGCCCAGGGCCCCUGCUCUGCCUCCAAAACAAGAUCGUUGGUCCACCAGCCCCCUGUCCAGGUCCCCCGCCCCGGACCGUCGCAUCCUGACCUCGCCAGUGCCGGCGUCGCCCACCAACCCGAUGAGACGACUCAUCCUCUCCCCGUCCCCUCUCGCGCAGACACUCAAUGAGGAACUCAAAAUGAAGCUCGAGAAGAGACGAGCCAGUCAGGAGUGACUCACUCACGAGGAAGGACUUCCUGUCACAGCAUUCUCAAUCUUCAGUGCCAAACCUCUUCUCACUGCAGCUAUGUACUCAUCCUGUGCCUUCUAAGUGGAAGACAAAGGACUGCAAAACCGCCACUUUCUCUUAAGGAACUGCAAAGUGUUUGUUCUUUUUCUCACUAUGUAAUUGUUGGAUAUUACGUGAGCAAACUGACUCUGGUUAGUUCCUUAAGAGUAACACUGGUGGGUUCACACUGGAUUAGAUUCAUGCAAUCUCAUAAAAUGCUGCCUGCCUUGGUUGGGAAAUGACCCACUUGUGCUUUGUCCACUUGCAUAAAGCUGUUUACAAACCGCCUCCAAGCAAAAAACAGACUCAACAAAACACAGUCUACGAAAACUAUGAAUCAAUACGCUGUGACUGCUCAAAACCUACUGACACAUACCGGACCACCAGCUGAGCCUCAUGUUUUUCUGUCUGAGCCCAUGUCUGGGUGCUGAGCUGCUGAUGUUACUGCUACAACACUGGAGAACAAACAAACCACAGACUGCCAGGAUCAACGCCAGAACCACACGCUCCGACCUGAGUCACUUUAUCGGCCCUGAAAGUCAAAUAAUCCAGGCGUGCUCAGGCUUCAGCUCAGAAAUUCGCCUCGUUCACCUCAUUUCAUGUAGCAUGACUGGAAUAAGAAAAAAAAAAAGAAGAAGAAGAAUACAAUCGAGCUGGCCGGAAACCGACAAACUGCACAAUGUCUGCCUGCUGCUCCGAGUGCAAUUUGUGAUUGAAAAGCAAACGUUAUUGUAUUGUUGAUUCAAUGACAUUGUGGCUCUUUUACCCCUCGACUCUGACUGUACUGUUGGUGCAUUUUUUUUUAAGUGUUUCCUGAUUCUAUGCUACUUGAGUGUGUGUGCUAUGGUAAUGGUGCUAUGACUCAUCAGCACUCAGACCUGCCUGGAAACUCCAGGUGAUUUCUGUUCCUCCUCAAGAACAUCAGUCUAUGCGAGGGCGCCCUCUAGUGGAACAGCUAAAGGAGCAGAAACCUCAUCAAGCACAACAUUUGCAUAGAAGGAGCCUUUUGUGUUACAGAGUGAACCUGACUUUUGGCUUUAUUGCAGUCUUACUUUUGCACCCUGUAUUUCUACCUUAAUCAACUGACUACAGAUCUGAAGGUGCUUAAACAAAAAUAAGUAUUUCUACAUGUGAGAUUAAUUUUUAACAUUUCUGUGAAUCGGCCAGUACUUACAGAUUAUUGUCAAACUGUGAUCAACUGACUUUUAAGUGUCUUCUUACAAUGAACAGUUUCUUGUAUGUUUGUACAUGAUGUGUUGUGUCUACUGGAUCACUAUCGAAGGACGGUGUUUGUUUGUUAGAUAUUAAGGGCAUUAAAUUGUUUUUGCAUGGA